ACGUGGGCAGUGUAGGGGUGUACAGGCAGAGGAGAGAGGGUAGGUAGUAGUGUGUGAGUGUGUGUGUGCGUGUGUGUGUGAGGCUGUCAGACAGCAUGGUCUGGGUCUGAGGACAAACAACUGGGAGACGCAGCAGCAGCAGCAGCAUCAGCAGCCUCCAGAUCUCCAUGUAGACCAGUGUGGGGACAUCCACAGACCACCUGGACCAGCAGCCGCCCAGGACGACACCCGGAGAAGCGAGAGGAAGAGGAGGACGAGGAGGAAGGGGAGGUUGGGUCUGCUUGUUUUUUUUUAUUUUUCUCAGUUUUUGUGAUUUGGGGAGUAGGCUCCGGGCUGGACCGCAUGCAUGACACAACGCAAAGGGGAGAAACCCACCAUCAGCAUCCAGGAGCACAUGGCCAUUGACGUGUGCCCUGGCCCCAUCCAGCCCAUCAAGCAGAUCUCAGACUACUUCCCCCGCUACCCUCGGGGCCUCCCCCCCGCUGCGCCCCAGCCAGCGGGCCACGCCGGGCCCCUGCGCUCUGCCCUCUCCACCUCCUCGGCCGCCGCCGCCACUGGAGAAAGUGACCGACCCAAUGAGGACACCCCGGACCGGGCUUGUGCCGGAGCCGCCGCCUCCUCUCAGGCCGCCAAGAGGGACGAGGAGCCGGACGUGGAGGCAUACGACUCAGACGACUCGACCACACUGGGGACCUUGGAGUUCAGUUUGCAGUACGACCAGGAGAACAAUGCACUAAACUGCACCAUUAACAAAGCCAAGGGGCUCAAGCCGAUGGACCACAAUGGGCUCUCAGACCCGUACGUCAAGCUGCACCUGCUGCCCGGUGCCAGUAAGGCAAAUAAACUUCGGACCAAGACCCUGCACAACACACUCAACCCCGUGUGGAGCGAGACCCUGACCUACUACGGCAUCACCGACGAGGACAUGGUCCGCAAGACACUCAGGAUUUCGGUGUGUGAUGAGGACAAAUUCCGCCACAACGAGUUCAUCGGGGAAACGAGAAUCCCUCUCAAGAAGCUGAAGCCCAACCAAAUCAAAAAUUUCAACAACUGCCUGGAGAAGCAGUUACCUGUCAACAAGACAGAAGACAAGUCCCUGGAGGAGCGAGGACGCAUCAUGAUUUCUCUCAAGUACAACACGGUGAAGUCCUGCCUGGUGGUGGGCAUCAUACGCUGCGCUCACCUCGCCGCCAUGGACGCCAACGGCUUCUCCGACCCCUACGUCAAAACGUACCUGAAGCCGGACGAGAACAAAAAGUCAAAGCACAAGACGCUUGUGAAGAAGAAGACGCUCAACCCCGAGUUCAACGAGGAGUUCUCUUAUGACAUCAAAUAUGCAGACCUCACCAAAAAGACCCUGGAGGUGACGGUGUGGGACUACGACAUCGGGAAGUCCAACGAUUUCAUAGGUGGUGUGUCUCUGGGUAUCAAUGCAAACGGAGAGAGGCUCAAACACUGGUUCGACUGCCUCAAAAACAAGGACAAGAAAAUUGAGCGCUGGCACACGCUGACCAAUGAGCUACCUGGUUCUUUAAAUGACUGAAGACUCAUCAUCAUCCUGUCCUUCCUCCUCCGCCCCGGCUGCACCAGAUCGGACUUCAUCUUCCUCACUCUUCUUCUCUGGAUUCGGAUUCGGCCACAGCGACACGUCUGUGGGAAUAUGAAUACUUCCUCUCAACAGGGCUCAAAUUAGACAUAUCCAAAAUGCUCUUACAUGUACAAUAGGAUUUUGCCGGCUGAUCUUUAAUUUGAUUUCAGAUUCUAAGUUUCAUAAUCCUGAUUUUAUCGUAUGAUCAGUGAUAUUAAAAUGAGCAGAUUCCUUUUAUUCAAUUAGAUUAUCAACAGUCCCUGGAGCAGCACAAUAAACGCCUUCACUCUGUCGCGUGAAUUGAAGCCGAGCUGCAGGAGACAGGAAGUAAACGAGUCUCUUAACAAAGCAUGUAGCGAAAUUUCAUCCUGCGGAAAUUAUGCAGAAAAGUUUAGAGGAACAGAUUUUAUCUUCUCAAUUCAACCUCCCACCUUCAGUCUGCUUGACACUAAUAUUUAGUGUUGUGUAGGAGCAGAUGAAUUAUACAUUAAUAACCCACAUAUUUGAAGAUGUUGCACUUUAAUGAUACGAUUGUAAAAGUGUUGGGGGGUGCGUGUCCUGCCGUCCCUCACCCGUCACGUAGGCGUCUCCCACGCAGAAUGAGAAGUUUGGUUUUUAUG
Molecule: messenger RNA, 2208 nt
Organism: Pleuronectes platessa (European plaice)
Lineage: Eukaryota; Metazoa; Chordata; Actinopteri; Pleuronectiformes; Pleuronectidae
Gene: doc2b
Product: double C2-like domains, beta
Exons: 9
Coding region: 347-1543 (398 amino acids)
Cellular component (GO): membrane
Source: RefSeq, a predicted model, not a curated record